UAAUUGAAAGUUGGCAACACUGAAACAGGCAUUUUCAGUCGUCUGUCGAAUCGAGUAAACAAAUAUGCGUCAAAUAGGAUGGGCGAGUUAAAUGGAAAAAGAAAAGAGUCGUUUAGUCUGUGAUAUUUGUCAAAAAACAUAUCGAUCGAAAGUGUGUUUAAGGGUGCACAUUAAGCACAAACAUCCAUCGCAGAGGAACCCUUUGUGUUUUCAAUGCGACGAAUGUGGAAAAGUCUUUCAAUGGAAAGACACGUUAAAAGAUCAUUUAAUCUUAAAACAUGGAUUUUCCGAACCGGGAAAGAAAAUGCUAUGGUGUCACUUCUGUCCCAAAAAAUUCCUGUAUAAAACACAGCUUGACUCGCAUUUACAUAAACAUAAUGAUUACAGACCCUUUCAGUGUGAACAAUGUGGGAAAAAAUUCAAAUACAAACAUUCAUGGAAGAAACAUGAUACAACAGUCCACUCCAAUAAAAGGGAUUUUCAGUGUGAUACUUGCGGCAAAACUUUUAAGACGAAGAAUUAUCUGUAUACUCAUGAAACUAACGUUCAUCAACAGAAUAGUCCCGUCAAAUGCAGCUUUUGUGAGAAAUAUCUGAAAACAAAAAAGAUCCUAAAUUAUCACAUUCAGCAAGUUCACCAGAAAAAGGAAAGGAAAUACAUAUGUUCUGUUUGUUUCCAAGCCUUUGUUUCACCAAAAGAUCUUCUUAGACACAGUAAAACGCAUACUCGAGUUAAAGACCAUCAUUGCAGUUACUGCCACAAGAGCUUUUCUCGAGCAGACAAUUUGCAGACCCACCAAAAAAUUCAUAACAAACAAAAAGAAAAACUUUAAAAUAAAUAUAAAGGAUGAUUUGGUACCUCUGUAAUUCUGCAGCAUGAUAACUCUCAUACAAAGGAAUAUUUUGUACAGUAACAGGUUCCCUGAUGUGUUAUUUAGGAGUAAUGUGGCUCAUCAGAAGCUUACCAUGCUUCAGUGCCAUCAUAUGAUUUGUGGACAAGUAAGCAAGAAUGGAUGUGUAAGAUUUGGCUGAUCUCACCAACAUGACAAUGUUAUGGGAAAGCUAGAAUAAAUGGUGUCACGAGCUAUCUGCAUUUACCAACAGCAGUUAUUAGACCUCACAUUUGAUUAUGUCCAAUAAUCACUGUUAUAAUGAUGUCAUCAAUGUACUGCAGUUUAGAAUGGACACUUUUAACAAUUGAACUUCCUGGUAAGUGUAUUUGUAUCAGUAAGUACUUCCCUUUCAUUGUUGUAUUAUCUGUCACUUAUGUGUUACUGCACAUAAAAUAUUCCUUUCUGCAAGACCUAUUGUGCUGCAGAGGUCCCAAAUUACCUUGAAUAAGUGAUUACAUAAUUAACAAAUUGGCAUUUAUGGCUAUGAGUAAGGUGUAUUAUUAUUUUUUUUCUUUUUAAAAAAGGAAAUGUAAAUUUAUGAAAAUAGGACAAUUGAAUAUUUUUCCACAUGAUAAAGCUAUUUCCAUGAUUAGCCUCUUAAAAUUUUAAAAUUUAAUGCACUCCAGGAAAUUUCUUGUUUCAGAAUGUAGAGAAGUGAUCGAAAUUUGGAAUCUCUAGCGUGAAGUGACUAGGACAGCAUCUCUCAACAUGUUAAAGAUUUCCAACAUAUCUAAUGUUAAAGAUUGACAGAGAUUGGAUUAAGAGGACCACAUUAAAAAAAAAAAAGGUGCUUUCAUAUUGCUACAUCUUUGAUAAAUAACACUUUAUAUUUCUUUAAUUAUAAAGCAUAUAUCUUCAUAUAUUGUAGGAUUUUUUAAAAAUAUUUAUUUUAAAGAAUAAAAUGUUACAAUAUUUUGCCAGCGAUGUUGAAAAGAUCUGAUUUCAUA
Molecule: messenger RNA, 1839 nt
Organism: Centruroides sculpturatus (bark scorpion)
Lineage: Eukaryota; Metazoa; Arthropoda; Arachnida; Scorpiones; Buthidae
Product: gastrula zinc finger protein XlCGF7.1-like
Exons: 4
Coding region: 92-832 (246 amino acids)
Biological process (GO): regulation of transcription by RNA polymerase II
Cellular component (GO): chromosome; nucleus
Molecular function (GO): chromatin insulator sequence binding; RNA polymerase II cis-regulatory region sequence-specific DNA binding; DNA-binding transcription activator activity, RNA polymerase II-specific
Source: RefSeq, a predicted model, not a curated record